AAGCACAGUUGCAUCAGACAACAAAAAGCGAGCAGUGCCGUGGAAGAGAGAGAGUGGGGCUCGAUCCAGACUUGAUGGCUAGCGCUAUUUGGCGAAAGACUCCGCGACUCGUGUUCAACGAUAAAGAGGACGACAGCUACGAGCAUAAACUGCCGAGCGAACCUCAGAGCGAACCUGUCGCCGAUGGAGAAGUAAGCUGGAUAGAGCUAUAUAGCUAAUCGUACUCAUGCACACAGUCGGUAAGUUUAUAUCUCUGAUGCAGAGAGGUCUUUCAUUAGCUUGGCGUGCUAAUGGUAUAUACCCUAGCCACUGUCACUAAUUUUUGCGUUUGCGAUUGUCCGUCGUUUUUGCAGCAAGUUGAACUAGACUGGAUCAAAGUGGACAAGUCGCAUGCCUUCAAGACCGUGUUUCUCGGAGACCCGAACGUGGGCAAGACGUGUCUGGCUCGCAUGUUCGUAGACAGGGAGGUACUGGAGCAGUCGUGCAAUACCAUCGGGUUCGACCAUCACGUGAAACAAAUCCAGGUGGAGGAAGGACUGCAAGUCAAGCUACAAGUAUGGGACACGGCAGGCAUGGAGCAGUUCAGAAAUGCCCUAAUCACCAAAUACUACAGAAACGCAGACGGAAUCAUCCUUGUCUACGACAUCACACGAAGACAGACCUUCGAGAACAUUAACCUCUGGGUCAACGAAGUUCGGACGUACGUCGGGCUUGAAAAGGUCAAGGUGGCAUUAAUUGGAAACAAGCUGGACCAGUCAUCGUCCAGACAAGUGACUCCGGUGGAGGGACAAGCGCUAGCGGACAGAUACGGAAUGUCGUUCUACGAACUCUCGGCCAAAGACGCGAAACAGCUGCCGAAAUUGGAGGGGAUAUUUUCGACGCUCGCCCGGAGCAUGUUUGAAGAGAGGCAGAGCCGGGAAGUGACGCUGUCUCGUUCCGGGAUCAUCCUUCUGGCGCAGGAACCAGAGGAUUGGAUCCUGGUCGAUGCCCCCGACGGCCCCAUCCCUCGCUCCACAUACGCCGCACAGGAAAUGAAGGCACGACUCCAGACCCUGGUCCCAAAACGGUUCCGAAAAACGGAAGACGAGGAGACGACUGGGAGAAGGGGGCAGGGCAGUAGAGGUGGUGGCCACACCCCUUCACAGAGGGUCCGUAACAGUGGCAAAUGCUCUUGUCUCUAACAUAUCGCAAGGCCUAAACAUAUCGCCCAUUUGUUUUGUGUUUUUAAACUCACCUCCUUCAUCUCAGUUCUGCUCAUCUGACGAAAUCUCACUUUGUGUGUGUUUGUGUCACGAUUUCAAAGUUUAACAACAUCAACUAUAUAUUCACUUUUUGAACAUUGAUCAUGAUCUGUGACUCAGUGUAAAAAAUGAUUGUGAUAAAAAGAUUCAGACUGAAGUUGUUUUAGGCGAGAGGGGAUGCCCCUGUUCGUUAGUCACUAAUUGCCUGGCUCUGGGGCUCAGUACAGGAGUCUGUUCGUACUCUCCAACGUUCAGAGGCUCCAGGUUGUCUAGAGUGAGGUUUUGCUGAGGCAACUGUCUUCUCCCGCCAAUAAUUGGCUCCAUAUCCACUCCUCUCUCUCUUCCUUCUCUCUCUCCACCAACUGUCCCUCCUUGUUCUUCCCUUUCUCCUCUUCCUCUCUCUCCAUAUUCUUCCUCGGAGUGAAGUCCAACCGUUUCCCCGUUUUCAGACGAAACGUUUCCUCCAUCAGUAGCAGUUUCUCCCGGUUGGGGAGAGUUCUCUAGAUCAGAAUGAGGAGUGGGUGAGUGC
Molecule: messenger RNA, 1770 nt
Organism: Geodia barretti
Lineage: Eukaryota; Metazoa; Porifera; Demospongiae; Tetractinellida; Geodiidae
Source: the annotation of a GenBank genome assembly